GUUACGUCUGACCGUAAAAAAUAGAAACUUCCAAGAUGGCCGAGGCCGUGGACUCCAUGCAUUUCGCAGCAAACAGCAAAACAAAUUCCCCUAAACCCCUGAUAGCUAAAAGACCGCCGGAGAGCCGACCGCAGUCUUCCAGCGACAUUUACCCGCCGCCCCCUAAGAAGGUCCGGGUGGAGGAGAAGGGCCUGAAGCACAGGAAACUGAAUGGAGAGGUGUGCGCAGGGGAAAAACACAACGGGAAGCAGAGUUGUGGGAGCCCAGCGAAAUGGAGUUUCGGCCCGGCCCAGGCGAGCCUCUCCACCGCCGCCGCGGUCCCCACUACUCCCGCUCGGAAAAUCUUCAAAAUCAGCAACUUCCUCGCCUCGCCUCACAAGGCGAAGAAGGCGAAAGAGAAACGGCACAAGGAGAAGGAGAAAAGCACCGAAGCGCAGCGGAGCUCCGCCGCUGCUGUGGAGAGAGUGAGCCCAGCUAGCUGCCAUACAAAGACCGAGAACGGCGACGUGAAAAUGCUACCGAGAGAUCACCACGUGAAGGAGAAAGACAGAGAGAAGAAGAAGGAAAAGAGUAAAGAGUGGAAAAAUCACACGUUGACACCUGUAACGUUACAUGACUUUGCAAGAGAAAACGGAGAAGUGCUUUCUCCACAGAAAGAGUCUAAAGAGAAACCCAACGCUGGCUCUGAAGAAGACCUCCUGCUGAAGAAACUUAAGAAGAAGAAGAAAAAGAAGCAUAAAGAUGGCGAGCGAGUGAAGGAGAGGCACAGCCGACCCAAAAUGUAUCAUCGCUCAUGCCAGACAGUGUCUUCAGGAGUCUCUCUUGGUCCGCCUGAAUUCCUCAGUCGAAUUAAUGGAAACAACAGCAUUAACAGCAUUAACAGCAGCAGUCUACUCCACACCUCCGCAUCACCACCACCACCACAACAAUACCACCAUCAUCAGGACCCUUCUGUUACUGGCAUUAUUUCUGCCUCCAUCUCCUCCAUGGUCAGGGACAGACUCAGCUACAGCUCCCCACUCCACUGCACCCCGGCCCCGGGCCUGUCAGGUCUGGAGUUUGGUCGUCUGAUCCACAUCGAGCAGCAAGCCAACGGAGGGGCGUCCGUGGCGCACGCCUACACCGAGCAGCUCUCCGGUCUGUCUCCGGCUGAGAUGCAGCGUUUCGCCCAGGAGUUUGUGACCCUGUCGUUCAGCGAGGGCGAAGCCCAAGCUGCGUGUUUUGUCAUGGGAAUCAUCCAUGGAGCGGCUUCCUACCUCCCAGACUUCCUGGACUACUUCUCCUACAAGUUCCCCAAUGCGCCAGUCAAGAUGGAGGUGCUCGGGAAGAAGGACAUAGAGACGACAACCAUGCUCAACUUCCACUCUCAGGUGAAGCGGACAUAUUCCCAGGGAACAUACCGUGCUGGGGCCAUGCGGCAGGUCAGUCUGGUCGGUGCUGUGGAUGAAGAGGUUGGAGACUACUUCCCCGAGUUCAUCAGCAUGUUAGAGGAAUCUCCCUUUCUGGAGCGGACUCUGCCCUGGGGAACGUUCUCCAGUCUGCGGCUGCAGAGCCCCACUGAGAGCGACGAUGGCCCCAUAAUGUGGGUCAGACCAGGAGAACAGAUGAUCCCUAUGGCAGACAUGCCAAAAUCACCCUUCAAAAGGAAACGGUCCACCAACGAGAUAAAGAACCUGCAGUAUCUACCUAGAGCCAGUGAGCCCAGGGAGAUGCUGUUUGAGGACCGGACGAGAGCCCACGCUGACCACAUCGGUCAGGGGUUCGAGAGGCAAACUACUGCUGCUGUCGGGGUGCUGAAGGCUGUCCGCUGCGGAGAGGACAGUGAUGCUCCCGGACGGAUCACCAAAGAUGUCGUGUGUUUCCACGCUGGAGAUUUCCCAGAUGUGGUCAUGAGGCUGCAGUUGGACCUCCACGAACCUCCGCUUUCUCAGUGUGUACAGUGGAUCGAUGAUGCCAAGCUGAACCAGCUGAGGAGGGAGGGGAUCAGAUAUGCCCGAAUCCAACUCUACCACGAUGACAUCUACUUCAUUCCCAGAGGAGUUGUCCACCAGUUCAAAACUGUGUCUUCUGUCUGCAGUCUGGCCUGGCACAUUAGACUCAAACAGUAUCACCAACACGAAGAGAAGGACGAGGAAGACAAGUGUGCACCUCGAGAAGACACACUUUAUAUCAAAGAAGAAGAAGAGGAGGAGGAGGAGGAGGAGGAAGAGGAGGAGGAGGAUAACGAGGAGGUUGAGAGGAAGGAGUGCGGGCCUGCUGUACGGAUGCUGAUGAAGCUAGAGGAUGAGGACACUGAGGGAGAGGAAGGGCCGCCCUCACUAAGGCCAACACCGAUUUUCAAGGAGGAAGCGCAAGAAAACAGAGCUGAGAUGAAGGUGUUGUCAAUGACACCAUCUUUACCUUUCAUCAAGAAGGAGAGAGACGAAGGUGUACUCAGUCACAUGCUACUGGAGCCUAAAACUGAGGAAGAUGAGAAAGAGGAUGGUAAGGGAGGGGAAGACACAUGCCAGACACUGCAGAAGGGCCAUGAGGAGGGUGCAAUGGACAGUUCGUCCUUAAAGUCACUACACCAAAUUAGGAAGGAGAAUUAUGUGGAGGAAGAGAGGCUGCAAAAGACAACUGUACCUGGUCAAGGAGUAAAGGAGAAAGCUAAAGAUAGUUUAAUGAGCACUUACAACUCUCCACAAUUUAAAAAAGAAAAAGGAAAAAGAGAGAGAGAUGAAAAGGAGAGGGUUAGGGAGAAGAAGGACAAGGAGAGGAGUAAAGACAAGGAAAGAGAUAAAAAGGAUAAGGGUAGAGAUAGAGAGAAAGACAGGGUGAGAGAGCAGGAGAAAGUUAAGGCUGAGGGAGGAAGAGAGGGCGGUACCUUGAUGCAGCCAUUGCCGCAGCCAUUGCCAUUGCCGCAGCCAUUGCCGCAGAUGAGGAAAAAAGAGGACGAGGAGCGGACAAGAGAGGGAAGUAAAACCUCUCAAACGUCCCUGCCUGCACCGAGAGACGAGAAGUGGGCCAAGGAGUGGGACUUAAAGACACAACCCCACGUCAAGAGAGAGAAGGAGCACGAUAAAGACAGGGGAGGCACACAAGGGGCAUCCUUCUUACGACCAAACAGAGAGGAGGCCCGGGACGCCUAUUUGCAUAAACACAAGUCUUCCCACGGGAAGAAGGAGAAAAGCGGUCACAGGGAGGGCAAAGAGGGCAACACGUUGAGUACACAGGGGGUGCAGGCAAAGUCAGGGCGAGAAGACGGGAGAACGGGCAUUUCCAAACCUGCAAAUAUUCAGUUUAAGAAGGAUGGAAAGAAGGAUAAAGACGUCCACAGUAAAGAGGAGAGGAAGAAGUCUGCGUCUGGUCCUGCGCUACAAGAACACAAACCACCACGGACACUAAUCACCUUUGACCUAUUUAAGCCAAUGGAGGCUCACCAAACUCUGGCCCUUUCCUUCACAGACAGUCGGCCUAAGACCCACCACCACAGUGACUCAAGAAGCUCUUCCUCUAAACCCGGAUCUGACAGUCGGACAGUUGUGCCCUCUAAAGGUCCAAAAGUAAAGGACACAGUACAGGGAAAACCUGGCACCCCACUACAGGACACUCGGCCGCAGCACUCGUUAAAACAGCCCCUUAAGACACACACGCCCCAAACACAGAAAGACUUCUUAAUAUGAAUGUCUAGAUGUCUCGUCUUUUUUUUUUUUUUUUUUUAAACUGUACAACUUACACUGAGGCUUUGUUAAAGUAUUUCAAAAUGCAUCCUUCUUUCAGACAUCCACUGGACUUUUUUUUUUAAAUGUGUUUUUGACAGUCACAGCCACAUUAUUCCAGUGAGGUAGUGAAGAAAGGAUGCACCCUCCAAGUAUUUUAUCAGUGCCUAAGAAUGUAAGCUAAGUAGCUCACUUCACGUUUGUUAGCGAAUGUACGUAGGCUCUAUAUAAAAUGUUAUGUGACCCAUGUGUCAGUGCCUGUGCACUACUUAGCUUCGCUCUUAAAGCACCUAUUUUAGGUACUGGACUAGCCACUCUGAAAACAACCAUCCUUACUCCCUGCUAUAGGAAUUACACCACAGCAAAUCACCAAGCUCAUGCUGAAACCCUCUUUGCCAUGUUGCUUUAGUAGAUGAGGUUUGUUGUUUAUAGCACUCCAAAACCGGAGCAAGUAGUUGUUUUCAGACUGGACGUUGGUUGACUCACACAGGGCUGUAAAUGAUACUGUAUGUACCAAAACUGUACAGUAUAGAUGUUAUUAGCACUAAUGUGAGAAAAUGUAUACAGAAAUUGCAUAUAUUUUUUGUAAGACAAGUUUUAUUUUCCAUAGAACUUAUUUAUAUCAUUUAUUGUCCGUUUUUAUUUGAAACCAAUGUAUGUGAAAAUUUUGUUGUAAAUACAUUUUAUUUCCUAAGAUAAGACUUGGUAGUGUGAUUUAUACUCUGAUGAGAACCUCUCAAUAAAUGGUUCAAAAAUAUUGAA
Molecule: messenger RNA, 4463 nt
Organism: Cyclopterus lumpus (lumpfish)
Lineage: Eukaryota; Metazoa; Chordata; Actinopteri; Perciformes; Cyclopteridae
Product: lysine-specific demethylase RSBN1L-like
Exons: 8
Coding region: 36-3665 (1209 amino acids)
Cellular component (GO): nucleus
Source: RefSeq, a predicted model, not a curated record